UUCAAACCGUUUCCGCGUUAGUUAAUCACUAAAGUUUUUAUCAGUGAAUGACUGUAUACUGCCUGGAUCGAAGUGAGGUGUUAUUCUAAACCGCCAAGUGCUAGUCAAGUCGUAAUUCACGUUCAUCUGUGUCGUGCCUGUGGCUAUUCUUCUUGCUGCCGUCGUUGUAGUUUGACAAUAAACAAUCGACGAACCGUUUGCUGCUGUGAUUUACCAUCUGCAUAGUUAAAGGCGUAUUCCUGCACAUAGAAUGAGUUCGGAGAAAAAUUGUGCAAAGUGCAGUCUGAUUAUUGCAGGCAUCGAUUCCGUUGUAUGCAGAGGCUACUGUGGACGCAUGUUUCAUAUGGCAUGCUCUGGAGUUUCUCGCGCUCUAUUGGGUUAUUUCUCAUCUCAUCGUAAAAAUUUAUUUUGGAUGUGUGAUGAUUGCGCCAAUUUGUUCGAAAAUUCGCAUCUCCGCUCCAUUACGAAAUUGGCAGACGAAAAUUCACCUUUGGUGUCGUUGACGGAAGCAAUUAAUGGUUUACAAAACGAAAUCAAAACAUUGUCAAAACCUGCUCCUCUGACUCCCACACCGCUCAAUAUGCGCUGGCCAUUCAUCGAGGGUCGCCGUCCAGCCAAAAGACCUCGUGGGCCUGACUUGGAACAAAAAGCUUCCGAAUGCAAAUCUGGAUCGAAGCAAAUCGGAGAAAACGUUGUUUGUGUUCCAGUUUGUGAACAGCAACCCGACAAAUUUUGGCUAUAUUUGUCUCGUAUACGUCCAGACGUCACCAAUGAUGAGAUUGCUGCUAUGGUGCGAGCCAAUCUUGAAAUGAAUGAGGAUCCAGUAGUUGUUAAACUGGUCGCCAAAGGUACCGAUGUUAGCAACAUGACCUUUGUAUCAUUUAAAGUUGGCCUCGAUCCUGCACUACAAGCUAUCGCCUUGGAACCUUCAACUUGGCCCCAAGGAAUCUAUUUUCGCCAAUUCGAGGAGAAAUCAUCCCAAAAAUUUUGGAAACCAGCUGCUGUGGAUCCAUCUCCAACGCCUGUUUCAACGCAAGGAGGAAUAGUUCAGCAGUGAUGCAAUGCAGUAUACUGGGACGCACCGUAGUUGAUAUUGUGGAAGCCCCUGACCCCCCUUCCCCAGUCGUGCCACCGCUGCCAGCGUUCAUCAGCCGUCCUGGUCCUGCGGCUUCCAGAUUAUCAAGCGCUGAUUUGUUUUAUCCCGUGUCGCAGAAUGACGAACAAGAUGACGUUGGUAUCUGGGUGUACUACCAGAAUGUUCGGGGGUUGAGGACAAAAAUCGACGAGAUCUUUUUAACGACGAGUGACUGCAACUUUGAUGUCAUCUUUUUGACCGAGACCGGACUGGAUAGCCGAAUAAACUCUCAGCAGUUGUUUGGAAAUUCCUUCAAUGUUUUUCGCUGUGACCGCAGCUCAGCCAAUAGUGACAAAGCAUCAUUUGGUGGAGUUUUGAUUGCCAUUUCACGAAAACACGUCAGCUCUAUCAUUGAAACGGUGAAUGGUCAGUGUCUUGAACAAGUGUGUGCAAGUGCUACAGUGCGGGGUAGAAAGUUACUGCUAUGCGGUGUGUACAUUCCCCCUGAUAAAAGCCAAAACGUUGAUGUGAUCGAUGCGCACAUUUCAACUGUUUCGGAACUGUGCAGUAAAGGUUCUGUGAAUGAUAUUGUUCUUGUGUGUGGUGAUUUCAACCAGCCCCGCAUUGUGUGGAAUCAACGGCAUGAAGAAACACAACCCGCUUGUUCUUUGUUGCCAUCCGCUGCUGGUACAGCGCUGAUCGACGGUAUGGAUUUUUUAAAUCUACAUCAAGCAAACCAGUGCAGAAAUCAUCUUGGGCGAUUGCUCGAUUUGGUCUUUUGUUCUUCGGAGCAUCAAUUAAUAGUUGAUUGUAGUGUUACUCCACUGCUACCUGUCGACCCGCAUCAUCCGCCUUUAGUUAUCUCGUUGGCUGCUGACUGCGAAAACAAUUUCCGGAACAUGGACUUCACGAAUGAAUCAAGGCCAUUAAAUUAUAGGAAAAUUGAUUUUGGUGCUUUACUUGAAUUCUUGCAAAACGUUAACUGGAGUGCUUUGCAAGAUAUCGACAACGCAAAUGAAAUGGCAUAUUUUUUCUGUAACAAAAUAACUCAGUGGUUAAGUUCAAAUUUGCCUUUUGUAAAACGGCCAAUAAGUCCUCCUUGGAGCACAGCUUUGCUUCGUAAAUUGAAACGAAUUCGAAAUGCUUGGCAGCGCAAACAUCGUCGCUGGAAGAGCUCUGAAAUAAAACGAAUGUUCAAAAGUUCCAGUGAUAACUAUCGCAAAUUAAACGCGGGGUUGUACAAAUCCUACGUUAUGCGGGUUCAAACUGAUCUUCGUCGGAAUCCCAAACAUUUCUGGACUUUUGUAAACUCGAAACGUAAAUGCUCAUCAAUUCCUUCAAAAGUUUGUCUCGAUGGUGUUGAAUCCAGGUCAUCCUUGGAGUCAUGUGAUCUGUUUGCAAAGUUCUUUGCUUCGGUGUUUGCAGAAAAAACAGCCUCCGGUAUCGAUGCGGAGACCGCCGCGGUGGAUGUUCCUGAGAAUUUAGUGCACAUUGACACAUUUUUGGUUACUCCCGAUAUGAUUGUUGCCGCAGCGAAGAAGUUGAAACGAUCGUUCUCUGCCGGACCAGAUGGAAUACCUGCAGCGGUGUACAGUCAUUGCGCUUCUGCUUUAGCCGAUCCUUUGUGCACUAUAUUUAACAAAUCAUUUGAGUAA
This is a messenger RNA of Malaya genurostris, 2730 nucleotides long. RefSeq lists its product as uncharacterized. The coding region runs from base 1057 to 2730 and encodes 557 amino acids. Lineage: Eukaryota; Metazoa; Arthropoda; Insecta; Diptera; Culicidae. The transcript is spliced from 2 exons. The record is from RefSeq and is a predicted model, not a curated record. Gene Ontology annotation, molecular function: catalytic activity.